CACGUGAUUUGAUUGGUUCAUAAAAGUAGGCUGCGCUAAUCAAGAUGGCAACUUACUUUGAUGUAAACAUGUUUUGUCUUCUCUUAAUAUUUUCUCUAACUUUUGUCUCAUCUUUUGAUGAUGAGUUUGAGGGACUCCAAUCUCUUCCUGUGGACCAUAGCUUUCAGUCUAGUCCAGAUUCUGCUUUCACUCGAAGGGGCAGCAUAAUUAUACGAUCAUUUAAAAUGAACAAAGCCCAUUUCUCACCAGCUGGACAGCUGACCCCACAAGAAAAAGAAGUGUUGAAAAGUGCUGCUGAACGAAAUGAUUUCUAUCGAAUUAAAAUUCCUGUACGUCCAGUCGGUUCUGCACAUGAAGAGGAAUCUCAAAAAUAUGUUUCUACCUUCAUACUUGCCUGCCAGCUGUAUGAAUCUGGCUUGUCAGAUUUACUUACUUUGAAUGUUGACCAAUCUGGUGUAAUUGUUGGAGUUUCCAUGUCAUCAACUGUAGGGCAGUGUAUGGAUGUCACUAUGCCAGAUGAUGCAAUUAGUUACUGGAAUACAACUAUUGAAAUUGUCCAAACUGUAACAGGUCCAUUACCAGAAACACAGUUGUACAUUGACAAACUAAAACGAGAGGAACAUGAUAAGCAGAAAGGUCAGCAAGGGGACAAUCGGUCAUUUUUCGCAAAAUAUUGGAUGUACAUUGUUCCAUUUGUGAUUGUGUUGAUGUUAGCAUCUAAUUCUGAUCCUCAAGGUGGUGGUGGAGGUGGUGGAAGAUAAGAAUGUACAAAAUUUUGUAUUUAUAUAAUAAAUUAUUUGACUCUUUAAA
Octopus bimaculoides (California two-spot octopus) is the source of this 810-nucleotide messenger RNA. Its product is annotated as ER membrane protein complex subunit 10. The record is from RefSeq and is a predicted model, not a curated record. Gene Ontology annotation, cellular component: EMC complex. NCBI's taxonomy places the organism in Eukaryota, Metazoa, Mollusca, Cephalopoda, Octopoda, Octopodidae.